ACCAUGCUGAGGAGCCUGGAAUGGGCAAAGGGGAGGCUUCUACAUACUCAGGCAGCAGAUGAGAUAAUCCAUGAAGUGACAGAUUUUAUUCAGGAGAUUCAAACUUCUGAACCGAGAGCACAGGAAGACAGCACUGGAUAUCGACCUCCACUGAUUCGUAGUGGAUCCAGAGGCGCACCGUCUUAUGUCAUUACUCAUGAUCAACUGUCAUUUCUGUUGUCUUGCGGCUUCACUGUAACACAGAUUGCACAUAUUCUACACACCUCCAUAUCUACAGUCAAGCGACGUUUAAGGUGCUUCAAUCUGUUGCAGUCUGCCUCAUACUCAGACGUAUCUAAUGCAGACUUAGAUGAAAAGAUUAGGGAUCUAGUGGCUGGAAAUGACCAACUUGGACCAGAGGCAGUUCGAGCACAACUGAGGACAGAGGGAAUUCGGGUUCAGAGGUGCAGAGUGAGGAGCAGUAUGCAUCGUGUCAACCCAAGGGCUGCUGCUCUCAGAGCAAUGUCUCAGCGACUACGUAGAAGGUCCUACCGUGUCGCAGGACCUAAUUCUUUAUGGCAUCUUGAUGGAAAUCACAAACUAAUAAGAUGGAGGAUAGUAAUUCAUGGUGCCAUUGAUGGCUACAGUCGGCUUGUCACCUUUCUCCGUGCAUCUAACAACAAUCGCAGCAGCACUGUCAUGAACUGCUUCUUUGAUGCCAUUUCCAAAUAUGGAGUCCCUUCCAGAGUAAGAACUGACCAUGGUGGAGAGAACAAUGCAGUGUGCUUGUUCAUGAACCUGUUCAGAGGCACUGAACGAGGGAGUGCUCUUAGAGGAAGAAGUACACACAAUCAGAGGAUUGAAAGACUUUGGGUUGAUCUGUGGCGUGGGGUGUCAAAUGUGUACUAUGACCUUUUCCACUUUCUUGAGAGUGAGGGCAUUGUGGAUGUAGAUAAUGAAAUGCACAUGUGGGCUCUGCAAUAUGUCUACAUCCCAAGAAUUAACAAAGACUUGACAAAUUUUACACACCAGUGGAACAAUCAUGGUUUACGAACCGAGAGACACCAGUCACCUCUACAAAUCUUUGUCCGGGGUUGCCUGGCACAACAGAGGCUGCCAAGUACUGCAAUGCAGGAGAUAUUUGCAUCAAGACCCUCAGACUCCAUUGGAGGAGAGACUAAUCCAGCAGAGCUAGUUGGUGGUGGCAGUCAUUCUGUAUCAGGAGUGGUAUCUCAUGUGCAUUGGCUUGAACGAGUUACCGUACCUCCAAAUCAGUUCACUGUGACUGAUGAUGAGAUGCAACAACUCACAGAACAAAUUGAUCCACUUGGAGGUCCCCGGGAAAAUCUUGGAAUAAAUGUCCUUAAAGAUGUUCUUUCUUUUGUGGAAAACCUAAGAACGUAAAUUGACAUUUAAUAGUGUCACUAUUACUUGUUUGAAGUGUUUCACAUGGCAUGUGUCAAGUUCUGAUCGGUUUCUCC
Molecule: messenger RNA, 1460 nt
Organism: Sinocyclocheilus rhinocerous
Lineage: Eukaryota; Metazoa; Chordata; Actinopteri; Cypriniformes; Cyprinidae
Exons: 4
Coding region: 4-1383 (459 amino acids)
Biological process (GO): DNA integration
Molecular function (GO): nucleic acid binding
Source: RefSeq, a predicted model, not a curated record